GUUCGGUAUGCAACAUGGCUUUUAUAUUUACAAUUUAUUCCCAUAGAAACAUAAAGUUAUCCUAAAAUAUAUUCUUAAUUUUGAAAAGAGUAGAUAAAGUUUUUCGGCAGCAAGUACUUCAUAUUAUCAGCAUAUUCGGUACAUAUAAUCGAUUGUAUAUAUGUCAAUUAUAUAUUUGUAUUUAAAAAUCUUUUUCAUUUUGUAAUAGACCUUAUUUUACGUCGUUUUAUUUCUUCGUUAGCAAAUUAAUUCUAUAUCAUUAGCGAUAAUGAAAAAGUUUAAUUAAGAAACUAACGAUAAAUAAAAUGUUUGAUAAUUCUUUAUUGCUAUUAAUUAAUGUCAAUAAUUAUUUUAAUAAAAAGGAAAGAUUGCAGCCUUGUUUUAGUGGAAUACGCAUGCAUAUAUGAAUAUCACAUUGCAUAAUGUAUUUCUGCGGUUUUCUUGCAGCUGCAAUAUUACACUGCACCGAAUGAUGCCGGCACAUUCCGGACAAGUUGUUACCGAUUGAUAAAUAAAUGAUAACUUUACAGUUCGUCUUCUAGAUGGCUAAACUUUGAAAUAAAUAUUAACUUUAAACUUGAAAGACUCGGAAAAAGGGAAGCAGGGAGAAAAUAGGUUUACGAGCGAGUGAAUUUCUUUUUUAUUUUUGCUGGGAUCAUCUGGGAUACUUUUAGGUUCUUUCUUUGUGAGACAGUGAUAAAAAUAAUUUUUUCUUUGCUCCCUGUGAUUCUUUUUUCUUUUUUCUUAACUGAACGUGUAAGAUAUAUACUGUUCUACCAACAUAUCAAAACGAGUUCUCGCCGAAUAACGACUUGCCUCUAUUAUCGGCUUAUAAAGAUCGAAAAGUCUCUGAAGACUUCGACCUAAUAAAAAAAAACCUAUUAGACGUGGAUAUAGAAAUCAAACCAAAGAAGAGUGAAGAAAAGAGUGAAAAAAAGAAACAAACCUCGAACGUAGAUUCAUUUGAUACAGCCGGAAUUCUAGAUAUGACUUCAUUAAGUGCUAAAUAAAACACGAAAUGACGAAGUUAGAUGAGUGUGCGAAGAACAGCUUGAUGUAAUAUCAAUUAAUCAUUUCUUAAAGACUGUUUAUAUGACUUUCGUAAGCAUCAGAUAUUGCUUUACUAAGCACGCUACGUAUGCGUGAACAUAUGCUGUAACGGAUAAUUUGUACGUACAGGGCCAUUGUCCGUCAAUCUUGCUUGUAAUGAGUUUACCUCCCAAAUCAAUGUUCAAGAUAAUGAGGAUGCGACCCCGCGCGCAAUGGAGGACGACGGUCGGCUGCGAGUUUCAUUCUCAGUCGGUGCACUUUGUCCUACCCACGAUGUGCUGUCUGAUCCGGGUCAUCUGUGACUUGUUCUCCAGAAUCUACUGUGUAAUUAUUCUCCUCUCAUUAUGUGAGGCAACAACGUGCUCGUUAGUCCCGUACGCUUGCACGGUCGCCAGUACGCGGAGUUCUUCAGAUGUGGAACGUUCACCAACGUCGACGAUGUCGGUUGUUGAAGAAAUGAAGAAUCGAUUAUCGAGCCUCGAACGGAGGCUGCGGGCAGUCGAGCAACCGGUUUGGCAGAUCAGCACGAAAGAGGAAGAUUGGGAGGUGUGCGCCAAAGGACCAUGCAAAUGUAUACCAGAAAUAAAAUCGGUGUCCUGCUGGAGAUAUGAUCUGUCGGAUUUGCCCGCGACACAACUGAUCCCAGCAGAUGUGUUGAAAUUGGAUCUUGGCAGCAAUCGGCUGAGCGCUCUGCACAGAGACACCUUUAAGAACAUGACGCGGUUGCAUCAUCUAGAUCUGAGCAGCAACCUGAUUGAGCAUCUGGCACCAAACUUGCUCCUGCCGCUGCACGGUGUCGCAAACGUCAGGCUGAGUAAUAAUCUCUUAAAGGAAAUACAUCAGAAUCAGUUUUUCGGGCUAAGAAAUCUUCGAAUACUCGAUCUGUCCUGGAAUAAACUCCGUACUUUGCCGGAAGGUCUAUUCCUCAGUAACAGCCUCCUAGCUUUACUGGAUCUCUCUUCCAAUCGUAUCUCAUUGUUGUCCGCCAAUGCUUUUCGUGGCCUUGGGAAACUCGAAGAAUUGUUGUUAGGUAAAAACCGUUUAGCUGGAUUACCUGCCUUAAUAUUGCGAGACAUGUCUAAUCUCAGGCGUCUCGCACUCGAGGAAAAUCGCUUGAAAGAACUGCCUGUCGGUAUAUUCGAAGACGUGACGUCUCUCAAAGAAUUGGACAUGAGGGACAAUCGAUUGGCAGAAAUACCGAAGGGACUGCUGUCGACCCUUGUGCAAUUGAAAACUCUAGAGCUAUCAAGCAAUAAAAUAUCUUCGAUCGAUGUGAGGGCCUUUAACGGUAUGAUAGCGCUGCGAGAACUUCGACUAGGACAUAAUCACAUAAAAUAUUUGCCAUCUGGAUUAUUCAAUAAUUCUGUGUCGUUGGAACGUCUUAUUCUUUACGGCAAUCGUAUGGAAAUCUUGGCAAGAGGCGUUUUCCGAGGUUUGUCCAAUCUCACUUCCUUGUUUUUGCAAUCCAAUCGACUGAAGGUAUUGCAAUCAGGAGUUUUCGACGAUACGCCGAAUUUGCAAAAAUUACAGUUGGAGUCAAACGAGCUUUCCUUCUUGCCAGCUGGCAGCAUGGACGCAAUAUUCACGAUUCAACAAGUACGCCUGAAUCGGAAUCCUUGGCAUUGCGAUUGCCGUGCUUUUUACGUCGCUUCUUGGCUACGCAGAAGAUUAGCCAACUUCGCCAAUCUGACCAAUCCGUCGCAGAUACAACAAGCUUUGACCAUGACAGGUAAUUGGAGCAUUUGGGAAUUUGGAGCAGGUGCAACUUGCAGAGGCCCUGGUAUACUAGGCGGUCAACCUGUGUUGCGUCUGACUUUCCACGAACUUUGCGAGGGUCAAUGGGCGUCCAUGAAGGGCAUCAUACCUCGAAUACCCCUCGACAUUGUAGCGCCAUCCAUCACGUCGCGCACAGUUGGAAAAAACACGAUUUUAGUACGUGUCAUCAAAUCAACAUGAUACUUCCAAAUGCAUCGCUUUACUUUUUAGUGUCAUAGUAGUUUCGUAUAAUAUUGUAUAAUAAUAUAUAAAAGAAGAACUUAUGCAAUUGUGAAGAAUUAUUUGUCAGCAUCUUAGUAUUGUAAUAGUAAUGUGAUGAUGAAUAUUGUAAUAGUUAGGAUCACUUUGUUUAUAUAUUAAUUGUUAUAUAUUAUUUCUCACUUUUGUGUUCAUGCUGUUGCAGGUAUAGAUAAUAUAAAAUUGAAACGCAAGUUCUCUUCACGGAAGAUAAAAUGUUACACGUCCAUUACGACGUCAAUUAAAGAUUUGAUAAAAAUAAUUAGCACGUCUCUUGAAAUGAUUGUAGUAUCAUGUCCAAUUACAUUUUGUUUUCUUUCCGCUAUCAUAAAUAAUUAUCAUGCAUGUUUACAACUGUAAAUCUGUGCGUCUGUGUGAUAAUGUUUUUUAUUUUACUGAUACUACCUAUAAUUAUAGUAUAAAAUAAUAUAGUAAGAUUAUAUUAAAUAAAAAUGUAGGUUUGAAAAUGUUUAAUUGUAUGCGUUUUUUGCUUUAAGUAUUAUCGCUUAUUGUUGCUAGUUCUUUGUGUUUUCAAGUGAUUGAAGCAAUCAAGCAAUAUCGGUUUACAGUCGUUCGAUAAGGCUGUAGCACGAUUAAGACCAUGCUUAUCGCAGAAUGCAAGUUGUAAUUAUUAUAGGCAGAAUAAAAAGGAACAAGAAUUACUUAAGUAAUAUUUCAUAACUUAUUGUCAUGUGUAACUUUCUAAAGAUAAAAUUGUCUAAAGUCUAAUUGUAAGAACUUUCUAGUUGUUGUAGAGUUGUAGUUUUAAUUGAGUAUUUUCCAUUCGCAUUCUUCAAAAUAAGAUUCUUAAAUUCUUAGUUCUUUGCGAUUCAUGCCUUAUAUUCAGUUAGGAUCUGCAUUGUGCUGGCAAUAUUCAUACAAUAAAAUAUGUACCAAUAUACAAGAA
Ooceraea biroi (clonal raider ant) is the source of this 3970-nucleotide messenger RNA. Its product is annotated as platelet glycoprotein V. NCBI's taxonomy places the organism in Eukaryota, Metazoa, Arthropoda, Insecta, Hymenoptera, Formicidae. Gene Ontology annotation, cellular component: plasma membrane. Gene Ontology annotation, molecular function: protein binding. The record is from RefSeq and is a predicted model, not a curated record.